This is a messenger RNA of Alexandromys fortis (reed vole), 3465 nucleotides long. It is a transcript of the gene Enpp2, whose product is annotated as ectonucleotide pyrophosphatase/phosphodiesterase 2. The record is from RefSeq and is a predicted model, not a curated record. The transcript is spliced from 27 exons. Gene Ontology annotation, biological process: immune response; estrous cycle; phosphatidylcholine catabolic process. The coding region runs from base 118 to 3036 and encodes 972 amino acids. Gene Ontology annotation, molecular function: phosphatidylcholine lysophospholipase A1 activity; calcium ion binding; polysaccharide binding. NCBI's taxonomy places the organism in Eukaryota, Metazoa, Chordata, Mammalia, Rodentia, Cricetidae.
AACUUCCCAGGUGGGAUUGCUUGGAGUUAAUAGACUGAACUCAGAGCCCCAAACGAACGCAGUGCAUUCCGGGCACGCAGCGAACACCCUGCAGAGGCUUUCCAAGAAUCCCUCGGCAUGGCGAGAAAAGGCUCUUUCGGGUCACACCAGGUGAUAUCCUUGUUCACUUUUGCCAUCGGUGUCAACAUCUGCUUGGGAUUCACAGCAAGUCGGAUCAAGAGGGCAGAAUGGGACGAAGGACCUCUCACAGAGUUAUCUGACUCUCCGUGGACCAACACAUCUGGAUCCUGCAAGGGCAGAUGCUUCGAACUCCAAGAGGUGGGACCCCCUGACUGUCGCUGUGACAACCUAUGUAAGAGCUACAGCAGCUGCUGCCACGACUUUGAUGAGCUCUGCUUGAAAACAGCUCGCGGCUGGGAGUGCACCAAAGACAGAUGUGGGGAAGUACGAAACGAGGAGAAUGCCUGUCACUGCUCAGAAGACUGCCUGUCCCGGGGAGACUGCUGUACCAAUUACCAAGUGGUCUGCAAAGGAGAAUCACACUGGGUAGACGAUGACUGUGAAGAAAUAAAAGUCCCUGAAUGCCCUGCAGGGUUUGUCCGCCCUCCAUUGAUCAUCUUCUCUGUGGACGGGUUCCGUGCAUCGUACAUGAAGAAAGGUAGCAAGGUCAUGCCCAACAUCGAGAAGCUGCGUUCAAGACGGAAUUUAAGGAAUGACUUGCUGGUAGCCGCAGAUUCCAUCACUAACACUAUGUCCUCGCUGGUGAAAGAGCUGAAUUCAGAGGUGGCGAGUGAAACAGACAGUACUGUGGAUUCUGAAUUUGCAAAAACACAGUUCGAAGGUCUGGUUCCAUCACCAACAUCUGAAAAGGCUUUUCUAGCCCAAAUCCACGCCCGAAAACCCGGGUACAUCCACGGCGGAGCUGCAAGUACCAUGCACGGCGACAUUUAUGCAAAGGGUUUAUAUCCAGAAUCCCAUGGGAUUGUUGGCAAUUCAAUGUAUGAUCCUGUAUUCGACGCUACUUUCCAUCUUCGAGGGCGAGAGAAGUUUAACCAUCGAUGGUGGGGAGGUCAACCUCUAUGGAUUACAGCCACCAAGCAAGGGGUGAGAGCUGGAACAUUCUUUUGGUCUGUGACCAUCCCUCAUGAGCGGAGAAUCUUAACCAUCCUGCAAUGGCUUUCACUACCAGACAAUGAGAGGCCCUCAGUUUAUGCCUUCUAUUCUGAGCAGCCCGAUUUCUCUGGACACAAAUAUGGCCCUUUUGGCCCUGAGGAGUGUAGUUAUGGCUCACCUCUUACUCCGGCUAAGAGACCUAAGAGGAAAGUUGCCCCUAAGAGGAGACAGGAAAGACCAGUUUCUCCUCCAAAGAAAAGAAGAAGGAAAUUGCAUAGGACGGAUCAUUAUGCAGCCGAAGCUCGUCAGGACAAAAUGACAAAUCCCCUGAGGGAGAUUGACAAAACCGUGGGGCAGCUAAUGGAUGGACUGAAACAGCUCAAACUGCAUCGGUGUGUGAAUGUUAUCUUUGUUGGAGACCAUGGAAUGGAAGACGUGACCUGUGACAGAACCGAGUUCUUGAGCAACUAUCUGACUAACGUGGAUGAUAUUACUUUAGUUCCUGGAACGCUAGGAAGAAUUCGAUCCAAAUUUAGCAAUAAUCCUAAGUAUGACCCUAAAGCCAUUAUUGCUAAUCUUACGUGUAAAAAACCCGAUCAGCACUUUAAGCCUUACAUGAAACAGCACCUUCCCAAACGUUUGCAUUAUGCCAACAACAGGAGAAUCGAGGAUAUCCAUCUGCUGGUGGAUCGUAGAUGGCACAUUGCAAGGAAACCUUUGGAUGUUUAUAAGAAGCCAUCAGGAAAAUGUUUUUUCCAGGGUGACCAUGGCUUUGAUAACAAGGUCAACAGCAUGCAGACUGUUUUCGUAGGUUAUGGCCCAACUUUUAAGUACAGGACGAAAGUGCCUCCAUUUGAAAACAUCGAGCUUUACAAUGUUAUGUGCGAUCUCCUAGGAUUGAAGCCGGCUCCCAAUAACGGGACCCACGGAAGUUUGAAUCACUUACUACGGACAAAUACCUUUAGGCCAACCAUCCCAGAGGAAGUUACUAGACCCAAUUACCCAGGGAUCAUGUACCUCCAGUCUGAUUUUGACCUGGGCUGCACCUGUGAUGAUAAGAACAAACUGGAAGAGCUCAAUAAACGGCUCCACACCAAAGGGUCUACAGAAGAGAGACACCUCCUGUAUGGACGACCUGCAGUGCUUUACCGGACUAGAUACGAUAUCUUGUACCACACGGAUUUUGAAAGUGGCUAUAGCGAAAUAUUCCUGAUGCCUCUCUGGUCGUCAUAUACCGUUUCUAAGCAGGCCGAGGUCUCCAGCAUCCCGGAGCAUCUGACUAACUGUGUUCGCCCUGACGUUCGUGUGUCUCCAGGAUUCAGUCAGAACUGUUUGGCCUAUAAAAAUGAUAAACAGAUGUCAUAUGGAUUCCUUUUUCCUCCCUAUCUGAGCUCUUCCCCAGAAGCUAAAUAUGACGCAUUCCUUGUAACCAACAUGGUUCCAAUGUAUCCCGCUUUCAAGCGUAUCUGGACUUAUUUCCAAAGGGUUUUGGUGAAGAAAUAUGCCUCAGAAAGGAAUGGAGUCAAUGUAAUCAGUGGACCAGUUUUUGACUACAAUUACGAUGGCUUACGCGACACUGAGGAUGAAAUCCGACAGUAUGUGGAAGGCAGCUCUAUUCCUGUCCCAACUCACUACUAUAGCAUCAUCACCAGCUGCCUGGACUUCACUCAGCCCGCAGACAAGUGUGAUGGUCCCCUCUCUGUGUCCUCUUUCAUCCUUCCUCACCGGCCCGACAACGACGAAAGCUGCAAUAGCUCAGAGGAUGAGUCCAAGUGGGUAGAGGAUCUCAUGAAGAUGCACACUGCUCGGGUGCGAGACAUUGAACACCUCACUGGUUUGGACUUCUACCGGAAGACGAGCCGGAGCUAUUCAGAAAUUCUGGCCCUCAAGACAUACCUGCAUACAUACGAGAGCGAGAUUUAACUUUCUGGGCAUGUGCAGUGUGUUCUCAGCAACUGGUGUAUAUUUUUAUAUUGUGUUUGUAUUUAUUAAUUUGAAGCAGGACAUAAAAAAAACACUUAGUAUUUUAAUCCUAUACCAAAUCUGACAUAGUAAACCUGUUAUUUUUCCUUUAAUGCUUGAGUUAGACUGAGCUGUGUUCUGAGUAGAGAACUUCUAGCGAACACUGCGGCUCAUGAUCCAAGCAGAAGCUUCCACAUGGUGCUGCAGACUGAACAUUUGCAGCGAGGAAAUACUAAUUUUCCAGUGCACAGUUACCACACGUAGUCCUGUUCCGUAUUGAGAUACUGAUUUUGUAAAGCUACAUUCAUCUGCUGUUAACGCUGACCGACAUAUUUAAGCCUUAUAGACCAAUCGUAACGAUAAUAAAUCACACGUUCAGAUUUCCCCUGG